UGUUACAUCCUUCAGGUGAAUUUUUCAUAUAUGCGUGGCCAUUUUAACUGAUUUCGUGUUACCGCAGAGGUUUGUGAUUUUUACAUCCCUAAAUUGUAAUGCGAGUAAUUCACAAAAAUCGUUGGCACAAUAUUUAUUAGAUUCUAUUUCACUUCACCUUGUUUUAAUUAAUGUUUUCGAAAAGUUUGUCAUAUAAAAAAGCAUUAAACUAGAGAACGUUUGCCGAAGUGACGAAUUAAAACGUGAUUUGUUGAGGUGAAAGAAGUGAACGCGAAGAAAUAGUGGAACGCUGGGAAAGAGUAACCAGACCUCGAGGAGAGCAAAUAAGUUAAUAAUCAUAGUGAACAAACAAAGGAAAGAAAGAAAACGUGUACGGGUACGAGUUUCUUGUGCGUGUAUUUGCAUUAAACAUCGUGAUAAACGUGGUGGAGGCGAUAGGUUUUCAGUAACAAAAUAAAAGAAAUAUCCCUGUCGUCGUCAUCGAACGAAAUUUAUAUAUACUUACGUGGACUCAUCAAUUGCAGACUUGUGAGAUAAGGAACGAAAAUACAGUUAAAAACAUGGCUCAGGAUAAUACGGAGAUGGCAACCAAAUUUUCUACACUUAAUGUAAACGCUGUUGAAUUUGUGCCUAGCUAUGGCUACAGUAGCGUUGCUGCUAGUGCGGCUGCAGCGGCGGCAGCUGCUGUAACAACAGCAGGUUCCACACCGAAUGUUGUCCCAAUGGAUGCUUCAUCUCUGCCGGCGUCAGGUAGUGCAACACCCGCCACAACCCCAGAUUCUGCAGGCUCUGGUGGAUCUACAAAUGCACUAAACGCAACUGCCGCAGCCGCUGCUUUAGCAGCGGUACCGCCCGGUGUAGCAGGCGAAACUCCAGCUGAUUCACCAAUGCAAACAUCGCCAGUGACAACGCCAUCAACGGCAGCGCCUAUUGAAAAUAUAAACACCGCUGAUAAAAUUGCUGCUAACAAUGAAAAUGAUCCAGCCGAUAGUUGGGACGUUGAGGAUGAUCCUGUCAUAACACCCGAUGAUGAGGAACCUGACGAAGCUAUAGAGGAUGUCGAUAGUGACAUAGCACCCAAGGUCUCAAAGAAGAAAACACCCAAGGUUGAAGAGUCUCGUAGUAAAAAAGAGCACGUUAAUGUUGUCUUCAUAGGGCAUGUUGAUGCUGGUAAAUCAACAAUUGGUGGCCAGAUAAUGUACCUAACGGGUAUGGUCGACAAGCGUACACUUGAAAAAUAUGAACGUGAAGCACGUGAAAAAUCUCGCGAAAGCUGGUAUCUUUCGUGGGCGUUGGAUACCAAUCAGGAAGAACGUGACAAGGGUAAAACUGUAGAGGUGGGCAGAGCAUUCUUUGAGACCGAACGUAAACAUUUCACCAUAUUAGAUGCACCUGGCCAUAAGAGUUUUGUGCCCAAUAUGAUUGGUGGGGCCGCUCAAGCUGAUUUGGCUGUUUUGGUAAUAUCGGCACGAAAAGGUGAAUUCGAAACUGGUUUUGAUCGUGGUGGACAGACGCGUGAACACGCUAUGUUGGCAAAGACAGCUGGCGUUAAACAUUUGGUUGUUUUGGUUAAUAAAAUGGACGAUCCAACUGUUAAUUGGGAUGAAGGACGUUACAACGAAUGUAGGGAUAAAAUUUUACCAUACCUCAAAAAAUUGGGUUUCAACCCUUCAAAGGAUUUGACCUUUAUGCCUUGUUCUGGUUUGGGCGGAGCCGGUUUACGUGAUCCUGUACCAGCCGAUAUUUGUCCAUGGUACAGAGGGUCGGCGUUCAUACCGUUCAUUGAUCAGUUGCCUUCGCUAAAUCGUAAUGCCGAAGGUCCAUUCAUAAUGCCUAUUGUUGACAAAUAUAAAGACAUGGGUACAGUGGUAAUGGGAAAAGUGGAAUCAGGAACAGCGCGAAAAGGUCAAAAUUUACUGGUUAUGCCAAACCGGACACAAGUUUCAGUAGAUCAACUAUUCUCCGAUGACGAUGAAGUGAACACUGUGGGUCCUGGCGAGAACAUCAAAGUUAAGCUGAAGGGCAUUGAAGAGGAAGAUGUGUCACCCGGUUUUGUUUUAUGCGACGCCACCAACCCUAUUAAAACUGGCAAAGUUUUUGAUGCGCAAGUUGUUAUCUUGGAACACAAAUCCAUUAUUUGCGCUGGCUACUCAGCGGUUAUGCACAUUCACUGUGCGGCUGAAGAGAUAACGGUGAAAGCCUUAAUUUGUUUGGUUGACAAAAAGACAGGAGAAAAAUCAAAAACACGUCCAAGAUUUGUUAAACAAGAUCAAGUGGCAAUUAUGCGUAUUGAAUGUUCCGGAAUGAUAUGCCUUGAACAAUUUAAACUAUUCCCACAAAUGGGUAGAUUUACACUUCGUGACGAAAAUAAAACUAUUGCUAUUGGCAAGGUGUUAAAGGUGAUCGAAUAAAUUAAUGCACAGCAAAAUUCAACUAAACGCCUUGUUUCUAAAUAAGAAGCAAAAUACAAGCUAAACAAAUAUGAUCGGAUUCGUUAAACAUAAAUCAUUAACGCCAUUUCACAUUAAACUGAAUAUGAAACUGAAGUGAAUCGUAAUUAAUUGGUGAAACAAAAGGAGAAGAACGCAAACACACUUAAAUAUAACAUUAUAAAACGAACGAAAACAAAAAAAACUGAAAAAAGUAAACUUAUAAAUAUAUAAUUAUAUUAUUGCUAUAAUUAAAUAUGAGAAAACUUAUAUACAAUUAUUGAUUUUAUUAUUUCGGUUGAAGUUGAAACAAAUUCCGAUAAGCCGUAAAUGAUAAUUAACACAUGCAAAUAAAUAUUUAAAUAACUGCUGCUAAAAGUAAGCAUUAAGUAAUUUUGAAUUGAUUUUUUUUUAUAUAUACAUAUAAAAAUCGAUAGCAUUUUAAGAUCGAGAUAUUGAAAUAUAAAAAAAAAACAAUAAAUAAAAAUUAAAUACAAUUUAGCGCAGUUCCCUUCAGUAAAAAUUAAUUACCCAAGCUUACAUAAUAUGUAUUGCAGAUCACUAAUCGAAAUGUAGAACAUACAUAAAUACAAACACAUUUUACACAAUAAAUCAAGCUCGUACAUACAUAUAUCACAGCAAAAAAA
Messenger RNA from Ceratitis capitata (Mediterranean fruit fly), 3076 nucleotides. RefSeq names its product eukaryotic peptide chain release factor GTP-binding subunit ERF3A (gene eRF3). NCBI's taxonomy places the organism in Eukaryota, Metazoa, Arthropoda, Insecta, Diptera, Tephritidae. The record is from RefSeq and is a predicted model, not a curated record. Gene Ontology annotation, biological process: translation. Bases 561 to 2411 code for a protein of 616 amino acids. Gene Ontology annotation, molecular function: GTPase activity; GTP binding; translation release factor activity. Gene Ontology annotation, cellular component: translation release factor complex. The transcript has 7 exons.